GCAACUCCAAACGGGACAGCAAACUUUAGCUAAUUUCAACCCACAAAAACUACGAAAAACACACAUUUUCAACUUUUUCGGAGACUAUUUUAAGUGUAUAUAUUUUGCAACUUCAGACUGGUGCUGCUUUCAAACUUUCCUAAAAACUAAAAUCUUAAACCCUUUUUGCAGGACACUUUUGUAUAUACAUAAAUCGCUGCAAAGGAUUCAUCCGACGAAGACAAGGAGGACAUUGAGAAAGAGCAUCCUCCCAACAAGCCAACAGUCAUUAAAUAUUUACAAGGAUAUCACAGAGCCAAUCCCUGCUCAAGCAACAAAAACACAAGAAAAUAGGUUAACCAAGACUGCUUCAAACAACAAUUUUUGGUCAUUUUUGGCGCAAGUUCGUGGCAAGCUGCAUAAACUAAGAGGAGAGCAUGGAGCUAGACCCAGUGAGAGGUUUGUCUGAUGUCCCGUGACUUUGGGGAGCAGUCCGUCCUGGUUUUGACCCGGGACUCUCCGUGAUGGACCCUCGUUCCUUCAGGACGGAUGCCGACGGCUUGGACCAGGUGCUGUCUCUAGACCAGAUCAGAGCCAUUCGCGCCAACAACGACUAUGUGGAUCGUCCGGUGGCGGGAUUCGACCAGGGACCCCAGACUGGUUUCAUCUAUGUCCACGAGGACCGGGUCUACCCAGUCCACGGCCCGCCCGCUUUGCCUCGCAGUCAAAGCCACCAACACCACCCUCAUUUCUCCCAUUUGAGUCGCUCCAGCACCGUCAGCUCCACUUGGUCCCGAACAAGUGCAGCAUCUGAUCAACGCUUGAUCGCCAGUCUUACCCCCUCUCACUCCGGCCUGGGCUCUGUAGUGCGCUCCCAGCCCAAAGCGGAUCUAAAACAGGACAUUUCUUUUGGGAAAGGCCUUACUGAGGAUGAAUUCGGACAGCAUAUGUUUAUCUGUGAACGCUGCAGUCGCUGUAAAUGCCUGGAGUGCUGUACCCCACGCCGCCUUCCCUCAUGUUGGGCGUGUAACCAGCGCUGCCUGUGCUCUCCUGAAAGUCUGGUGGAGUACGGGACAUGUCUGUGUUGCGUUAAGGGACUUUUUUACCACUGCUCCGCUGAGGACGACGAGGAGAACUGCGCCGAUCGGCCGUGCUCCUGCUCCUCCGCGCACUCUUGCUCUCGAUGGAGCGCCAUGACGUUCCUCACCCUCUGCCUGCCCUGCCUGUGCUGCUACCCCCCGGCCCGCCUGUGCCUUGCCCUGUGCCAGUGCGCCCACGACAGAGCCACGCGCCCCGGAUGUAGAUGUACCAACACCAAUACUGUGUGCCGCAAGAUCUCAGCCUCCAACCCUAACGCUGGUCCUCCUCCGUCGCUGAGAAGCAAAACCAUGGAUAAACUUUUAUGACAGGGUUAAAACAAUUUAAAGCUAAACGCGUCAAAGAGAACAACAAGGAGCCAGAGCUGAAGAUUUAGCGACAAACCUACCUAUGAUCAACUCAGUCAGAAGAAGGGUCAGAAGAAUAUGUGGAACAGUCAGGAUUCAAAACUAAGUACUAUGCAAAACAAAUGUGUUAUGUUGACACUGAUCACAUGGUCCAAAACAGACUGCAUUUUUACUGUAGCAUACAUGUUCUCAAGCUUCAAUUUUUAAUCUUCUAAGGGAGACACCACUUUUUUGUGAAAACAGUAGCCAUAGCUGCCUUGUGGCUGACUGGACUGAGAUGUAACAAUGUGCCAAUGGCCUCUCCGACUACCACAAAUCACUCAAGUUGGGUAAAACACAACAGAGA
Messenger RNA from Periophthalmus magnuspinnatus, 1770 nucleotides. RefSeq names its product protein sprouty homolog 3. Gene Ontology annotation, biological process: negative regulation of MAP kinase activity; negative regulation of fibroblast growth factor receptor signaling pathway; multicellular organism development. NCBI's taxonomy places the organism in Eukaryota, Metazoa, Chordata, Actinopteri, Gobiiformes, Gobiidae. The record is from RefSeq and is a predicted model, not a curated record. The transcript has 2 exons. Bases 504 to 1385 code for a protein of 293 amino acids. Gene Ontology annotation, cellular component: cytosol; membrane.